CUCCGGGCCGCUUAAGUCAGUUGGGGAAGACGAUUCUCGCGACCCAGACCUUGGAGCUCAUCUUCCAAUGGGACUAGGGAACGAGAAGUACAACGACUCGGAUGGUCAAAAUAAUGCACGUGGCUAGCGGGGCAUCGUGACGCACGCUUUUUAAAAUCCCAGCUCUCGAGAGGCAGAAACGGGCAGAGCUCUUUAAAAAACAAUCGAAAGACUAAAGCACCAAAAUAAUGUGGUUAUCAAAAGACAAUUGUAGAGUGUAUGGGGAAGGAUCGGAGAGAGGGAAGUGAAGAACACCGGUGAAAAAAUCCACUCCCGCGGGAGGAGCAACGGAGGGGCGGCCAGCCGCGGCGUGUCUGAGGUUAGAAGCGUGGGAGCGCUGUGUAGUGGGAAGCCAGUCCGCACGCCACUUAGCUGAAAGCAGGGUCGGUGCACGCCACGGUGACACACACGAGCAAUGCUCCAGUGGGUGAUGUCACCCGCUGUGCUAACGGCGCUCGCCCCUACUCAGUGCCAGGCCCCGGCCGUCUCCUUCACCAGCUUCUUUCGGUUCUGCCUGCCCUCCCCAUCCUGUUGGACUUAGCAGCGCCCGAGGCAUCAGACUGAUUUACUGAGCUGGUUCUUAGCCUCAGCUCCAGAUUCGGGUCUGAGCUCCUGCUCCGAGUAACACCCACAGCGCGGGACUAAAGUUGCUGACCAAUCCGUGGGCCCGAAUGCUGGUGGCCCGCCCUUCCCUUAUUUACAUUCCGGAGAAGAACUGCCCUUCUCCCGGAAGUUAUUACAUCUGAGACGGAACCGGAAGACCGGGAUACAGGUGCCACGUCCGUCGCCGUGCUGCGGGACCCCGGAGGGCGCGAUGGCAGAUUGGACUCGAGCUCAGAGCUCUGGUGCUGUGGAGGAGAUUCUAGACAGAGAGAACAAGCGCAUGGCUGACAGCCUCGCCUCCAAGGUUACCAGGCUUAAAUCGCUGGCUUUGGACAUCGACAGGGACACAGAAGACCAGAACCGAUACCUAGAUGGCAUGGACUCAGAUUUCAUGAGUGUGACUGGCCUACUCACAGGAAGUGUGAAGCGCUUUUCCACGGUGGCACGGUCUGGCCGAGACAACCGGAAGCUUCUAUGUGGUAUGGCUGUGGUCUUAAUCGUGGCCUUCUUCAUCCUCUCCUACCUCUUGUCGAAGUCACGGACGUGAGCCAGUGGGAGCCAUGGGCAGCCAGGCUCUUGUGCACCUGCUAUCCUGGUUUCCUAAGGACCCGACUACAAAAAAAAAAUAUUCCUUUGAAAUUAUCAUCAUGGGUCAUUCAUCUUCCUAAGUCAGGACGACCGCAGCUGCCUCUGUCGUAAUGAGCUCAUCUUGACUUGUCCUGUGUAUGAAGGAAGAAGAAGAAAAAGGCAAAACCCAGUGCUAUUCCCUGGUGCUAAAGACACUGGCAGAGCCAGAGCCGUGUUGUAUGAGAAUGAGCCAGGUCUAUGCAAAGCGUCUGUGAGUCCCGAAUGCAUCCACUGUGGCCAAUGACCACACUCCUCAGAAGCCAGCAUCUUAAGGGUCUUCUGGUUUGCCCUAACCUGUUUGUGUCUGGCUUAAACCGUGCCUGUGUUCUUGAAGAGUCUGCAACUGACACCAGAAAGGAAUAUGGCUAUGAGCCCUCCAGAUGAUGGUCGUCAGGAUGGGGCUGGCAGUGACUUCAGGCUGAGGCUGCCGAUGAGGAGCGCACCUGUGCAAGCUGUACCCAGCAGUCGCUGGCUCAAGUCAGACCCCAGGGAAGAGGCAAAGCUGUGACUAGAGGAGUGGACUGCAGUCCAGAGCCCCUGGACUAAGAUCCUUCUGGGCUGCAAGACCACAUGUCCAGGAGCACAGAUGUGUGUGUCCCUGGGACUGAGAAUCUUUCCAGAGCUAAAGAUGUCUCCGUCCCCAGGCUCACAGACUGAGAACAGUACAAGGUGGGCUUUCAGAGCCAGGCAGGGCUGGAGUGCUCUCUCUCUCUGUGGGGAUCCUUAUGGAGCUGGAGGCCACCUAUGAAAGCAUUUGCGUAGUGGGAACUUUUGACCUUGUACCGAACCUUGCCCUGCCCUGUCCAGCCAGUCUCCCUCAGUGUGAGGGAGAUUGAGCCAUCCCCUUGUUGCAUAACUCUACAGAGUUGCCUGCUCUGCCGGCCCUCCCUGCUGCCUUGGCCAGCCCCAUUUGCACACAAACUGACCUGUGGAGCUGACAGGGCCAACAAUUAGUUUCUGAGGACCUAGCACUUUUUGUCUUCACAUAAAAUACCUUUAAGAAAUGA
Apodemus sylvaticus (European woodmouse) is the source of this 2276-nucleotide messenger RNA. RefSeq names its product Bet1 golgi vesicular membrane trafficking protein like (gene Bet1l). The coding region runs from base 854 to 1189 and encodes 111 amino acids. Gene Ontology annotation, molecular function: SNAP receptor activity. Gene Ontology annotation, biological process: regulation of retrograde vesicle-mediated transport, Golgi to ER; retrograde transport, endosome to Golgi. The record is from RefSeq and is a predicted model, not a curated record. Gene Ontology annotation, cellular component: Golgi trans cisterna; SNARE complex. Lineage: Eukaryota; Metazoa; Chordata; Mammalia; Rodentia; Muridae. The transcript is spliced from 4 exons.